Messenger RNA from Coccidioides posadasii C735 delta SOWgp, 1002 nucleotides. RefSeq names its product rRNA biogenesis protein rrp36 (gene RRP36). Gene Ontology annotation, biological process: maturation of SSU-rRNA from tricistronic rRNA transcript (SSU-rRNA, 5.8S rRNA, LSU-rRNA). Gene Ontology annotation, cellular component: 90S preribosome; nucleolus. Lineage: Eukaryota; Fungi; Ascomycota; Eurotiomycetes; Onygenales; Onygenaceae. The record is from RefSeq and is a predicted model, not a curated record.
AUGGCACUCUUGGACUCCCUCAACCGGCGCAUAAAGGCCCGCGUGGACGACGAUGACCCCGAAGAGUACUCAGAUUUGUCCUCGUCAGAGCAAGAUGGGUCAGAUGCUGACUCCGACGAACUAGAGGGCUCUGAAGCCGCAAGCGAUGGAGGAUCGGACGAUGAGGAGCUAUCCGACUCCUCCGCUCCCGAAGACACCGCCAUCGACGCCUCGCUCAACCAAAUCUCCUUCGGCGCCCUCGCCAAAGCUCAAGCCUCCCUGGGCCUAAGCAGCAGCAGCAGCAACAACAGGCGAAAACGUAAACUAUCCACCGACAAAGAACAGGGCCCAUCUCCCCUUGACGACAUACGCGCCCGCAUCCGUGCCACACGCGAAGAAAAAUCCAAAUCCACCGCCUCCACCACGACCAGCAAAGAUAAAAAAGACCUUCCCCACCGCUCCUCCAAACACGCACCCACCGUUCAAUCCUCCAAGCACGCCGUCUCCCGCAAGCGCACCGUCGUCGACGCAACCGCCAUCUCGGGUCCGAAAGCCCGCGAUCCGCGCUUCGACAGCGUCGUCCUCUCACACGGGACCUCCAAUCCGCAAGCUCUCGGCAACGCCCAGGCCGCCGCGGCCAAGAACUACUCCUUCCUCAACGACUAUCGUGAUGCGGAACUCUCCUCGCUCAAGCAACAACUCGCCAAGGCCAAAAAUCCGGCCGAAAAGGAGCAGCUCAAGCGCACUAUCCGAUCCAUGACGGAUAAGAUUCGAACAUUCGAGCGGAAGCAGAGAGAGAAGGAGGUGGUGGCGCGGCAUCGGCGGAGGGAGAGAGAUUUGAUUCGCGAGGGGAAGAAGAGCACGCCGUAUUUCUUAAAGAAGGGGGAUGUGAAGAAGGAAGUGCUGAAGCAGAGAUAUGAAGAGAUGGGGGCGAAGGACCGGCAGAAGAGCAUUGUGAGGAGGAGGAAGAAGGUUGCGGCCCGGGAGAGGAGGGAGAUGCCUGAUAUGAGGAGGACGGGGUGA